Molecule: messenger RNA, 833 nt
Organism: Dendronephthya gigantea
Lineage: Eukaryota; Metazoa; Cnidaria; Anthozoa; Malacalcyonacea; Nephtheidae
Product: putative E3 ubiquitin-protein ligase RING1a
Exons: 5
Coding region: 51-698 (215 amino acids)
Source: RefSeq, a predicted model, not a curated record
CUCCUGCAACCUCAAACUAGAAACGGUUUAAAGAAGAACAAGAAAAAGCGAUGAAGAGUUUUGUGUUCUUUGGUCUCCUUUUGUUGGCCUCAGCCUGCGUUUUUGUAGCUCGUGCUGAGGAAGAAACUUCCGCUGUUGAUGAUGCUCCCAAGAUGGAAGAUCAGCCAGAGAUAGCGAAUGCGGUUAAUGACGAAGAACAGGCUGACGAAGAACAGGCUGACGAAGAACAGGCUGACGAAGAAGAGACGGAAGAAGACGAAGAAGAGUCGGAAGACGACGAGGAUGAGGAAACCGAAGAAGACGAAACAACGGAUGUUGCUGAUGACGAACCAGAGAAGCGAGGUUGGAAAUGCCGCAACUACAGGAAAGGAGGAAUUCGAAAACUGUGGUGCAGGGAGUGUGGCUGCCGACCUGUAUGCCGACCGCGAUGGUGCAAGCGACGAGUUUGCAAAAGAGUUAGAUGUGGUACAAGGGUUGUAUGUCGCACUGUGUACAGAACCAGAAAAUACAAAUACUUCUACCCAAUAUAUCGUGGAUAUGGACCUCGCUUCGUGUGGAAGACCAAACGAGUCCCGCACAGAGUUUGUGUCAAAUUACCCAAGUUCUGCACUCGAUGCCACAGCAUUCGCUACCAAUGUGGAAAGAUCUGUAAAAACAUAUGCCGUUACAGAAAGUGUUCGCCAGUUUAUCGCGGAUAAACGAACUAUAAUUACGAUUACGAUUAAGAUUACGAUUAAGAUUACGAUUAAGGACAAUCACGAUUUCAUUAUAUAGCAUUAUUGAUUUAGAAUGGUACCCGAAAUCUUUAACUUGUAUUAGCUUGUAGAAAUAAA